Messenger RNA from Ambispora gerdemannii, 741 nucleotides. NCBI's taxonomy places the organism in Eukaryota, Fungi, Glomeromycota, Glomeromycetes, Archaeosporales, Ambisporaceae. The record is from the annotation of a GenBank genome assembly.
AUGAGUUUAGCAGAACCACGAGUAAAGCAACGUAUACCUUCUGACCCAAGGAAUUUAACAUGGAGCACUGAUCAAACAAAAUUCGGCUUUAAAAUGCUCUCAAAAAUGGGGUGGACACCUGGUAAGGGACUCGGCGUCAAUGAAGCUGGUGAUAAAGAGUAUCUAAGAAUACCGCAUAAACAGGAUCUUCUUGGCGUAGGCGCAAAUAAAAAAACUGUUGAUAAUUGGUUGGAUACGACAAGUGCUUUUGAGAAUUUGUUGAGAGGAUUGAACGAACGUCAGGAUGCUUCUCGGGAUGUUCAAGAAAAGAAAAAGAAGCGAAAAGAGAAACUUGACGGUGAAAGUGAGGUUAAGAGUGCCAGUAAUCAUAAGAUAAAAAACCCUAAAGUGUCUAAAGACAGUGAAGAGGAGGAAAAUGAUAAAAUUAAAGCAAGGAAUGCUAAUGUAUCGACAAGUCGUCUCGCACAUCGAGCAAAAUUUUUACGGAGUAAACAAGCAUCUGUAAAAGACAGCGAACGUCUUAACGAAAUCUUAGGAAUCAAACCCAAAUCUAUAGAUAUUGUCAAUGACAUUAACCAGAAUAGUGUAGAAGUUGCUGGUAGUCAAAUGGAUAUCCAAUUUUCAUCUUUCGCACCAACGGGAUUAGGAUACUCCGAUAAAAACGAAGUAGAUUCUUCCUCUUCCUCAUCUACUCUGAAUCCAAAAAAGAAGAAACGGGAAUCAAAAAACAAUAGUAUAUAG